UCUCCUCUAAGCGCGAUACUAAUUAAGCAUCGGGCAGGGUUAAUUCUCAGUUGGCGCGUUGCUGGAAGAAGAUUUGAUUCUCCAGUUGGCGCGAUAUUUCAGGCAAAGAUUAGUGCAAGUUUUUCUCUAUUACAAGAAUAUAUUGCUGGGAAGAUAACUCCUCCGGGCAAAGCUAUUGCAAAUGACGCUAAACAUCAAAUUAAGCAGGUUAAGUUGGUUGAUAUAUUUACAGAUAGAGUUGGUCGAAAACAGUACGAAUAUGCUGAUCGUGAAUUACAAGAAAUACUUGUAGAUCAGAGCGAACAAAAAAGAACGCGUAAAAAGCGU
Messenger RNA from Racocetra persica, 327 nucleotides. The record is from the annotation of a GenBank genome assembly. Lineage: Eukaryota; Fungi; Glomeromycota; Glomeromycetes; Diversisporales; Gigasporaceae.